Messenger RNA from Loxodonta africana (African savanna elephant), 5704 nucleotides. RefSeq names its product terminal nucleotidyltransferase 5C (gene TENT5C). Gene Ontology annotation, molecular function: poly(A) RNA polymerase activity; RNA binding. The record is from RefSeq and is a predicted model, not a curated record. Gene Ontology annotation, biological process: mRNA stabilization. The transcript is spliced from 2 exons. Bases 143 to 1318 code for a protein of 391 amino acids. NCBI's taxonomy places the organism in Eukaryota, Metazoa, Chordata, Mammalia, Proboscidea, Elephantidae.
CGGCAGGACCGCUCACUCAGUGCCGCUGCCCUGGGGCUGUAGUGACCGCGCCGCUCCUGCCGGGGGGCUGCCCACGCCAAGGUCCUGCCUCUGUCGCCUCCUCUUCCGCCGCCCAGUUUCCCUGGCAAGAACAACCCCCAAGAUGGCAGACGAGAGCAGCAGUACCAGGGAGUGUGUGUCCUUCAGCGUGCUGAACUGGGAUCAGGUUAGCCGGCUGCAUGAGGUCCUGACUGAGGUUGUCCCAAUCCAUGGACGAGGCAACUUUCCAACCUUGGAGAUAACCCUGAAGGACAUUGUUCAGACUGUCCGCAGCCGGCUGGAGGAGGCGGGCAUCAAAGUGCAGGACGUGCGGCUGAAUGGCUCUGCAGCUGGCCACGUCUUGGUCAAAGACAAUGGCUUGGGUUACAAAGACCUGGACCUCAUCUUUCAUGUGGCCCUUCCAACAGAGGCAGAAUUUCAACUGGUUAGAGACGUGGUUCUGUGUUCCCUUCUGAACUUCCUGCCGGAGGGGGUGAGCAAGCUCAAAAUCAGUCCAGUCACUCUUAAGGAGGCUUAUGUCCAGAAGCUGGUGAAGGUCUGCACGGACACUGACCGCUGGAGCCUGAUCUCCCUCUCCAACAACAACGGGAGGAACGUGGAGUUGAAAUUUGUCGACUCCAUCCGGCGCCAGUUUGAGUUUAGUGUGGACUCUUUUCAAAUCAUUCUGGAUUCUUUGCUUUUUUUCUAUGACGACUCCAAUAACUCCAUUUCUGAGCACUUCCACCCCACAGUGAUUGGAGAGAGCAUGUAUGGGGACUUUGAGGAAGCCUUUGACCACCUGCAGAACAGACUGAUUGCCACCAAGAACCCUGAAGAAAUUAGGGGCGGGGGACUUCUCAAGUACAGCAACCUCCUUGUGCGGGACUUCAGGCCCACAGACCAGGAAGAAAUCAAAACUCUAGAGCGUUACAUGUGCUCCAGGUUCUUCAUCGACUUCCCGGACAUCCUUGAACAGCAAAGGAAGCUGGAGACCUACCUUCAAAACCACUUUGCAGAAGAAGAGAGAAGCAAGUACGACUACCUCAUGAUCCUUCGCAGGGUGGUGAAUGAGAGCACCGUGUGCCUUAUGGGGCACGAACGAAGGCAGACCCUGAACCUCAUCUCCCUCCUAGCCUUGCGUGUGCUGGCAGAACAAAACAUCAUCCCCAACGCCACCAACGUCACCUGUUACUACCAGCCAGCUCCUUAUGUCAGUGAUGGCAACUUCAACAACUAUUAUGUUGCCCAUCCUCCGGUUACCUACAGCCAGCCUUAUCCUACCUGGCUGCCCUGUAACUAAACUUGAGACCUGAAGGUUCCCACAGUGGGAACCCCAACAGGGCAAGGGCUCUCAGGUAGGGGAGCCUCCUUCUAGAUGUAGGUGUUUGGCUUUUAAAGGGGAACUCAGCUCUGAUUCUGCUUUUUUUUUUUCUUUGUGUACCCAUGGGAAUGGGUCUACAGUAUAUCAUGAGCCAACCCUAAAGGGGCCCAUAUUCCAGUGCCACUUUGGAAAAUGCUAUAGGAAGAAUGGCCUAUCCACAUCUUUCCAAAAUAGACAGUAACAUGUCACGUCCCAACAUUAGCACGUGGGGAUUGGGCUCUGUGCAAUAAUCGAGAUUGGGGAAAAGCUUGGGCAAUACAUGAGAAGUGUUAGGCUGAUUGUCUUCCUUCUCACUUGAGCCUGGAGUCGGCUGUGUUGGGGUUCUCAGCAGUUAAAUGAAAGUUGCGCUGAUAGUCUAUUAUAUCAAUUUCAGUCAGGCAGAAAAUGGUAAGCAUGAGGGUGCACAGGUGAUUAAUUUUUUUGUUCAAGGGACUUAUGUUUAGCCCAUCAGCAGAGCUGAGGGUUUCCUUCAUCCAUAAACCGAAGCCAGUAGCUGGAGAAUUGAGAUCUGGCAAGAAGUGGUUUGUGGCUUAGAUGCUGUGCUGUCACAAGGGAUUGUGUGAAAUUGCUGAGAAAAAAAAAAAAAAAUGACCUAAGUUUCCUGAAAUGUAACUUGAAAACAAAAUAAAAUGUGGAACCUAAUGUUAAAGUAGAAUUUUGGUGGUGGUGGGGUGAUUGUAAAUAGGAAAUGUGAAUGUUCACUUUUUUUUUUUCCUUUAGAGCGAGGAAUUCUUAUCGGAUGACUUUUCUUUUCCCCCUUCAUCAGCUCUUUUCAUGGCUGACUUUUGUGUUUGCUCAAGGAUUGUGCUGAGUCUAGAAUCACUAUGGUAACUGACAUGAGGGUCUUCCCAUGUUUUGAAUGGAAACCCAUUUUGGUCACAUUCCAAGUAUGACUUGCCUUUUUAUUUUUUAAUGAAAAGUAUGAUUCCCCUCUCCCUCCCCCUCCUCCUCCCCCCCUGAUAUUUUCUGACAGCAAAUGAAUUCUGGGAUUUCUGCAGACCCGGAUGACCUGUGGAAUUACCUGUUCUGUGGGCAGAGUUCUUUGGCUUAAAAUCACUAACCUGUUGCCUCUGGGCUUGUGUGAAGGUGGAGGUGUAGCAUUAAGUCUGGCCUUGUGUCCAUCAGAGCAACCAAGGCACUUUGGAAUGAUGAAUUCCAGCAUAUAUGGGAAGAAUUGAGUGACUGACUGAUCUUCCUACUUCUGGUAGAUUUGAUCAUGCUUGCUUGUUCUUUUUGAAGGAAAACAUUGUUCUUCUCUAGCCUAAAGCAAGCUUAGUUAAGUGGGAGAGAUCUAAGCUACUAUUUUUCCCAGUAGACAUAGAUAAGGGAUUUUGUGUGUUGAAACAUUUUGUGGGAUCUCUUAGAAAGCUUAGAAAGCAUCACUUUAGGGUGUCAAGGGCAAAGACACUUCAUAUUGCCAGCUUGGUUUUUAAAGUUAUUAUAAUCAAAUCCGUGCUUCUGAUUUUGACUUUCUUCUUUGGCCGUAAAAAUCCCAAACCCUGACUGGUUGCUUUCUCCUUGCUUUAAGCAAUGAAGUUAUCUGAAUGCAGAAAUGCUUAGUAGAAAAUGAGUGGUUACUCUUUUUUCUAAAGGUGUAUGUUUAGGUUUCUUCUGGAAUGCGAUGUCUUGGUCCUCUUUAAUGAAGGCUGAUCAGAAGUGACUGAAAUCCAAGACUUGGCUGGUAUCCAUGUUGUGUGACUUGAGGUGAAUAAAAGCCACUUGUUAGUACAGCAGCUCCUGUGUCCCUGUGAACCUUAGUUAUGUUUGAAUUCACUGGCUUUGAGGCAAGGCCAGCUCUACAUUGUGAGGGGGCUGGGAGCAUUUCAGUGUUCAGUGGGGGAGUAAAUCCCAAUGAAGAGUGAAUGCCAACCUCAAAACUACCUGGUCAUCCAUGACCUUAAAAAAAGCUGCCAUUGUGGCCAAAUGGCAACAUGUUUGCACAAAAAAUGACAGAUCUUGGCAGAUUUGUUUAACCAAAGCUUUGAAAUGUGAUGAAGCUGUCGACAUAAGCACUUGCUAGCUUCUUACAGACAUCAGUGUUGUUUCUACUUAGGAGGCUUGGGGGAUCAGGGUAAAGAGGCACUGGAUGAAGAUAAGAUCAGAACUGCACCAAGUAAUUAAAUUUCCAGUUUGUCCUUGAAGUUGUUUCUGUUUUAUGUAUUUCUCCUAUCUAGUCAUUUUUUUUUUUUCAGUCAUAGUCCUUGUCAAAGGAGACACAGAAAUUGCCAGAAAUUUCCAGCCCCCCACUUCUUUACCACUAUUACAGGGUGGCCACCCUACCAUAAUGGGACUUGGUAAGAGUCUUGGUAGAAUGUCUUUACCAUCUUGUUAAAGAUGGUGAAGUCUCUUCUCCUGAGCUUUUAUUCAGCUCAACUAUUUUUGUAGUUUCAGAGUAGACGUGUGUUCUGGAACCAUCGGGUAAAAGGCUGCCUGCAGCUCAGACACGAUUGCAGUAGCCAAAGCUGCACCUUUUCAAAACACAACUCCUGCUCUAGUGAUCUCCACCUACUCUACCUGCCUUUUGCCAGUCUCGGAAUAGACCAGGUAACUUGAAGUUCAGAUGUCCGAGAAUUCCAGCUAAAACUUGCCUUUUAUGCUUCUCACAGAAGCACCAGGGCACUCUGAACUUGUACUGAGUCCAGUGGUUCCCCUUUUGUGUGUUUUGAGUAACAUGAAACUCGGCAGUACCAGAGGGCACUAAAGUUCAAGUGCAAGUUCUUGUCUAAAUUUAAGUAGCCUCUCCUUUACUUCAGGAUUCUGCAUGGUUUUCUGAUUGUUUUUACAAGUAUGCGGCCUGUUAGUCCAGCCUGCUUCCUGGAAUCAGGUUGAAGAGUAGUGAGAUUAAAAUGGUACCAUUUCCCCUUGUUUUGGCAGAAGGGCACUCACUAAAUUCCUGGACUUGAACUUCGGUCCCACCCUUAAAUCUUACACUGGCAGUAAGACUCUGUUCCUCACUCACAACUUCAACUUUUGAAACUAGCUCAGUGUCACUGACACCUUCAUAUUAGAGUUCUUGGUCACCGACUGCACGUGGGAUGUGACAUGGCCCAACCAGGGAGGACUUGGUGGAUGGGGAGAGUUGGAUAGAUGCUGGUUCAUGUAGACGGAACAGAUGUCGUUUGGCAUUCAAACCGCCUCCUUUCCCCAGUUUGAUCUUUCCCUGGGGUUUGAGUCACAGCAAGCUGUAUAUGAACCUGAGUUUGAUGGUGGUACAUUAAUAAUCAGAUUGCUAAAGUUUUGACUCUGUCCUUGAACUUCCCCUCUAGCACUAACCCCUUACCUUCAUGGUAGGUUAGAAUUUUAACUAGUACUGCUUUGUUAAAGUUGGGGAAAUGGUGCCACUCGAAAGCAACUUGGCUUUAGGAAUAACUCCUUUCUAGUUAACUUUCUAGUUCUGGUGCCUUGUUUUAGGAUGCAACUAGAUUCUUAGCUCGACCGUCCUCUUCUAGAGAGUGAAUUAUAGUUAUCUAAUUGUUGAAAAAGAAACUCUUUCACUCACUGGGAUCAUUUCUUCCUGGGUAUCUGUGUAGGGCUCUGCACUAGGGGCAGUCCUCUGGGUGGAUUCUGUUAAGUUGAGAGAACUUCAAGUUUCCAAGAUGAGAUUCAUAUCUGUAACCUGGCAGAGACCAAAAUGUCAUAGCUGGUGUUAUAUCUCAAUUCAGCCAAUUAAGUUCAGAGGACCAAGGGAGGUGUGUAGGGGAGGUACUAAAAACAAAAAGCCUGUCAACUUUUCAGAAUUAUUUAUGAAGACUUGUAAGAUGAGGAUCAGGAAGGAAAAGGGCUAUUUCGUGAGUUCAAGUGCCUAAAUCUCAUUUACCUAUCACUUUAAGAAAAAUAGUUUAAGUGUAAGCUGAAGAAAACACUUGGAGUUUUGCCUGGGCUAGCGAGAGUUGGUGCAAAUCCUCAUGUGUGUUUGCAGAGGAAGGUGAGAUCAUCCACUAAAGAGGAAGUAGUUAAAAAUCGGGACCUGUGGGCUUUGUAAAUUCUGUAAAAAUUCAAGUGUUUUUUUUUUUUUUUUAAAUGGAUAAAACUCUACUUAAUUUUCUAAAGCAGCCAUUGGUUUCCAGAUUAGUAUAGAUGAAAAGUAAGACAUGAUUAGACUAAAUUGGAAGCAUUUUCAUCAUUCUGUACUCGUGUAUAUUCUUUUCUUAGCAGUGCCUAGGAUGUAGGGGGGUUCCUCUUUGUCAGCUAUCACUAACCUUCUUACUUGAUGCCAAUGAAAUCACUUGUCAAUGCAAGAUGUGUUAGAACUUGAUGAAAUAAAAGCUUUGAGUUUGAGAAAUAAAAAUGUAUUAAAAAAAAAAA